UGGCCGGUAGCAGUCAGUCAACGAGGGUAAUAUCCCGGUGUGAGCCAGCGCACGGGCAUACAGAGCGAGAGGAGCGCACCCGUCCCGGACACUUUACAUUAGGCUGGCUACCUCCUGUGUUACAAAUUCAUAUAUGAAGAAAAGCAAUCAGGUGGUCCUGAAUGGCGAAUAAAACUUGAAUAAAACGGUUCCAUGAUGGAGACAUUUUCAUUUGUAAUUCCGGAGACAUUUCUUCCCAUUCUUUCCAAGAAGUGACGCAACAUCAACACUCCCAGUAAACUGGACACGGGAAUAUUUGUUGUGUUACAAAAACUACGCCAGAGCACCCAGACAGACCAAGUCUCAACGAACAGGUUACUGAUUACAUGAUUUUAUUAUGGGUUUUCAUUGAGCUAUUACAAAUGAAGAUGAAAACCAUGGAGGGUCAGAGACGGUGAGUCCAUCCUGCUCUUUUGCUCUUUACCGUCUUACAUUCUCAGAAUGUCCACAAGACAAGACCUACCUGCUUACAUCAUCAGAGCAUCUGAUUUCACAAGGGAGAUCUGAAGUCAUGGUUGUAUCUCUGUUUAUGCUGAUUGUUGGUUGGUCUGUAUUGUCAUGUUAUUACCAGGUUGGCAAGGACACAGGAGAGGCGUCAUGGGAGGAACAAAACGGGAUAAGAAAUGUGACGACUGACUGAGCAAAAGAAGAAAACGUCAGAGAAAGAAGGAAAGAGAGAAGGAUUGUGUGUUCUCUACUUUCUCAGAAGUGCUGCCCCUAAAUUCCUGUUACUAUGCCUGAGAGAGGGAGGGCAGCAGACCAGUCAAAAUGAACCCCUACGUCACCUCUCAUUUUAGGAGGGAUCUCUUUCCCCACUUCCACUUGUUGUAGAGGCUUCUCUUCUCUUCUCCCUUCUCUUACUGUUUGUGUGACAUGACAACACCUGUCUCUGUGUAAACCUAGGACAGUAGAUAACACCUGUCUCUGUGUAAACCUGGGACAGUAGGUAACACCUGUCUCUGUGUAAACCUGGGACAGUAGGUAACACCUGUCUCUGUGUAAACCUAGGACAGUAGGUAACAUCUGUCUCUGUGUAAACCUAGGACAGCAGGUACACCUGUCUCUGUGUAAACCUAGGACAGUAGGUAACACCUGUCUCUGUGUAAACCUAGGACAGUAGGUAACACCUGUCUCUGUGUAAACCUAGGACAGUAGGUAACAUCUGUCUCUGUGUAAACCUAGGACAGCAGGUACACCUGUCUCUAUGUAAACCUAGGACAGCAGGUACACCUGUCUCUGUGUAAACCUAGGACAGCAGGUACACCUGUCUCUGUGUAAACCUAGGACAGCAGGUACACCUGUCUCUGUGUAAACCUAGGACAAUAGGUAACAUCUGUCUCUGUGUAAACCUAGGACAGCAGGUAACAUCUGUCUCUGUGUAAACCUAGGACAGUAGGUAACAUCUGUCUCUGUGUAAACCAAGGACAGUAGGUAACACCUGUCUCUGUGUAAACCUAGGACAGCAGGUACACCUGUCUCUGUGUAAACCUAGGACAGCAGGUAACAUCUGUCUCUGUGUAAACCAAGGACAGUAGGUAACAUCUGUCUCUGUGUAAACCUAGGACAGUAGGUAACACCUGUCUCUGUGUAAACCUAGGACAAUAGGUAACAUCUGUCUCUGUGUAAACCUAGGACAGCAGGUAACAUCUGUCUCUGUGUAAACCUAGGACAGUAGGUAACAUCUGUCUCUGUGUAAACCAAGGACAGUAGGUAACAUCUGUCUCUGUGUAAACCUAGGACAGCAGGUACACCUGUCUCUGUGUAAACCUAGGACAGCAGGUAACAUCUGUCUCUGUGUAAACCAAGGACAGUAGGUAACAUCUGUCUCUGUGUAAACCAAGGACAGUAGGUAACAUCUGUCUCUGUGUAAACCAAGGACAGUAGGUAACAUCUGUCUCUGUGUAAACCUAGGACAGUAGGUAACAUCUGUCUCUGUGUAAACCAAGGACAGUAGGUAACAUCUGUCUCUGUGUAAACCAAGGACAGUAGGUAACAUCUGUCUCUGUGUAAACCAAGGACAGUAGGUAACAUCUGUCUCUGUGUAAACCUAGGACAGCAGGUAACGACUGUUGCCUUGGUAUUCUCCUGUGUUGUGCCUUUGUUGCUCCUAGUCAGGGUGUUACACUGUAAACUGUCCUAGGUGAUCUGGUCAAGGUGUUACACUGUAAACUGUUCUCAGGGAGCUGGUGAAGGGUUGAACUGUUCCUCAGGAACCUAGUAACAUGUUUAGCUUGUUCACUGGGGGUCAAAGACUUGCCAGCGUUCGAAACCCACAGUCCACUGGAAAUGUGUACGGAAGGUAAAGUCUAAUAUCGCAACCAAACAUUUUUUAUGUCAUUUGGAAUUGCCCUGAUUCAAACCUUUUGAGUUUUCUUUGUUUUUUAUCCCUAAGGGAUUUGGCAUGCAACAAACAAAAACAAUCUCCCUUCCCAGAAUAUUACCUUUUUGCCUCAGUGGGUUGUUGUUUUUACCCAGUUUUCCUUGCACAUUAUUGCCACAUUUUUCCAAAGGAAUUAGACUGGAAGCUUUUCUGAAAUGGAUGAACAUGUGUGUUCUCUGUCAAGCAGGGGUGUUGAGUGUGACACUUGAACCGAGAGGAGAGAACUAAAACCAACCCGUUUGGAAAAAAACAAGGACACGGCACCUCCCGUCCCAGGAUUGGACAGGAUUUGACCUCUGAAAUAACAUUUGAGCUCUGAGUUUUCGUAGAGGUCAUCCACAGGUGUAUGCCCUGUGUGCCUGUUACCCCUCCCCUCUUUCCCCACAACCGGCCAAUAGGAUUCUGCUCCUCCUACACAUUCACUUUGACUAUAUAAUAGGUGUUGUAUAGAAUUAAUCCUGGUAUCAUAUGUAUAGGAUGGUACACAAAAAUAGGUACACAGAAAGUACACACAAUUGUACAUGCCUUGGCAUUCAAGUCGAGUAACUUCAUUCUCUCUCCUUUUAUUUAUUGUCUUUCUCCCUCUCUUUCCCUCACUCCCUCUGUUGUAGAGAAUUCUCCCAUGCAGUUGUAUUGGAGAGUAAGUCUCCUUAUUGUUGUAUACAUUUUUACAACACUGAGUUAAUACGAUGUAGCUGAUCUGGUCAGUAGUCAGUCUGUGCAGUGUGUUCUGUACUGAAUUGACAAUGCCUUUAGGUGAAACACAGAGCCUCUCAGGAAUAGGAUAUCCAGCAGUCACCUGAGAGAGCCGCAAACAUAUUUCAAAUGUCUCUAAAAGUCUGCUUUUGUUGUGCCAAGAACUCACCACUGACAUUUGAGGACUUUUGUGGCUUGGAAAAGAUACCUGGAUUUGAGGGGAAACUGCGGUCACAGUCUCCCACUUGUGAGAGACACUGAGUGAGUAUUAUUUACACAGUGCAUGGCUACUGUAGCUCAUAAAUGUGUUCCAAGGCCCUGUAGCAAAGGAAACAUAAAUAUAAAAGGGUGGAGGAACAUAUUCUGACUGAUAGGAAGUGAAUGGAUUGGAAUUGUGUACCAUUAUCUGAAUCAAUAGUCUAAGGAGUUCCUCCUCUGUUUCAAUCUGCCUUGUGUAUUUUCCAUGACCAAACCACUGGGAAGUGAAGAUCAUGGAACGUAAGAAACAGCAUGCUAUUCUUUUCUCUGCUGGUUGCAUGUUAGAUACGUGUUAGAAACGUAGACACCGUUUGACUGUACUGUACUGUGGAUCUACCCCUGGACUCUGUAUUGUCGUAUUGCACUUUAGUGAAUGUGGGGAGUAUAUAUCCUCCUUACUACUACCCCAUUGUAUCCCCAGCUCUCAUCCUUUCAAGCUUCUCAGUUCCUGUAGCCUGCUCAAUUUCCCUCGUGCUGUUUCAAACUGUCAGCAAAACUCCUGCUUCCUCGUAAGAUGGCCACAGACUAUGGGUCCCUCCUGUUGAUACCCUGGACACGUGCGUAACCUCCCUCUUCAGCCCAAAGGAGUGUAAGUACUACAGGGACUAUACAGUAUUACUGCGAGACUGUCUAUCUGCUGCUGUGGAAUACGUUUCUGACCAGAGGAGUACAUACAGCAACAACAAGAGAAUGGAAGGAAGACUGUGAAUCAGGACACUGUAGAGCUGUGAGUAACCCUGACUGUUAAUAAAAAGUUAGUGGAACAAUGAUCCGGGAAGUGAGGGAAGUCAUCUACUGCUGGAUACAGUUUUUCCUCGUGGAUUUACCUUUACCACAUCAGAUGGAUUACUUUUCACCAUAGAAACAGUGGAACUGGAAAGAAGUACAGAACACCAGGUUCUUAUCAAUACCUAGGUGGUCAUAAACUCACAAAGCACAUAGGAUUUGAGACUACAGCUUCAUCAGCGUAAGACAUUGUAUUUAGCGCCAUGGGAGCGGCGCGUGUUAAGCGACGUUUCAGUGCGGUGGUUGACGGGCUGGUAGAAGAGGAGGAAGUCAUUAAGCUGGCUCUGAGUGUUGCUGACACGGCCAGGGUGGGGGGGAGCACGGGAGGCUCAGUUAGCCCCACCGGUCUCUCUCCCACACACAACCGAAAUGGCAAAGCACUCCCCCUGCAGGGCAACGGCAGCAAUGCACGGAGGCCCAGUGGAGCCCUGGAGGCAGGAGGAGGGGAAGGAUCGAUGAAAGGAGGAGGUUGCUCAGGACUGAGGGGCGGGAGGGGCGGAAGUCUGGGGAGAAGGGGAGAAGGCUGUUCGUCCUCGGACCGAGAUUCAACACUGUCAUCCCCUUCCUCCUCAAGCCGCCGGCCCCCCCGGCGCUCUAGACGCCGGCCCCGCCACCGCUUUGUGGGCAAGGACGGGCGCUGCAACGUCAUCUUCGUCAACAUGAGCGAGAGGGGCCAGCGUUACCUCAGCGACCUCUUCACCACCUGCGUGGACAUCCGCUGGCGUUGGAUGCUAGUCAUCUUCUGCCUCUCCUUCCUCCUCUCCUGGCUGCUCUUUGGCUUCGCCUUCUGGCUCAUUGCCGCCGCGCACGGAGACUUCGCAAUCCGCCUCAACCCCAGCUCGGGUGCCUCUUCCGGGGGAGGAGAUGAGUCCGGAGCAGGGGCGGUGGUGGAAGUGGAGGAAACGUGUUUCGUUCAGGUCAACAGCUUUAUGGCGGCCUUCCUGUUCUCCCUGGAGACACAGACAUCUAUUGGUUACGGCUUCCGCAGCGUGACCGAGGCCUGCCCCCUGGCGGUGAUGGCGGUCGUCUUGCAGUGCAUUGUGGGCUGCAUCAUUGACGCCUUCAUCAUUGGAGCGGUCAUGGCGAAGAUCGCUAAGCCCAAGAAGCGUAACGAGACGCUGUUGUUCUCUGACACGGCAGUGGUGGCGCUGAGAGAUGGGAAACUCUGCAUGAUGUGGAGGGUGGGGAACCUACGCAAGAGCCACCUGGUAGAGGCACACGUACGUGCACAGCUAAUGAAGCCGAGGGUGACCCCAGAGGGAGAGUUUCUCCCGCUGGACAACGAGGACAUCAACGUGGGAUUCGACACGGGAACCGACCGCAUCUUCCUGGUUUCCCCGGUAACCAUCGUCCACGAGAUCGACAAUGAGUCGCCGUUUUUCGAGAUGGACCGUCGGACUCUGGAGGGCGACACUGAGUUGGAGGUGGUGGUCAUUCUGGAGGGUAUGGUGGAGGCCACAGCCAUGACCACACAGUGUCGCAGCUCCUACCUCGCCUCCGAGAUCCUCUGGGGCCACCGCUUCGAACCUGUGCUCUUCGAGAGGAAGAACUGUUACCAGGUGGACUACUCGUUCUUCCACCGGACCUAUGAGAUUCCCAGCACACCCUCUUGCAGCGCUAAAGAGUUGGCCGAGCAGAAGUACAUCCAGGGCUCACGCUCCUCCUUCUGCUACGAGAACGAAGUAGCCCUGCAGCUCGUCUCCCCUGACAAUGACCCUGAGGGCAACCCUGGCGGCUGCCCCUCCCCCCUGACGCACUGAUCCUCCCUCUCACAACCCACCCACACUAACUAGGGAGGCGACAGGCAGAGGGGACAGGAAGUGACCUAGGAUCCACAGGAAGUCAGGGACAGACAGAGGGAGAGAGAGGCAGAAAGAGAGACAGGCUUUAUAGGGAAAGAGACCAACGUAUAGAAAGGUAAGUAGAAGAUUUAGGGAAAAGGACAACAUUGAGAGACUGAAGUUGAGAGAGGUGUAGAAAGAGAAACAGAAGACACGACAAAGACGCCGAGAGACAAACGGAGAGAGAGAUACUGUAUACUGUCAAACAGAGAGAAAAGGACAGACAGAUAGGACGGAAAAGGAGAGAGAGGGAUAGAAAGAGAGAGAGAAGUGUCAUUGAAAGGGGUAGCUGGGCUGCUGCUACUCUGACUGUGUUAGCUGAUUUGGACAUAGCGAUCUUUCAGAAUCAUUAUGAACCUGUCUGUCUCAGACCCGUCCCGUCAACCAACCGCUACAUUCACCACUGACUCCAGCACCUAGCUGACCACACAUACAACACUGACCCCUAUUGGCUUCAGUCUGUACCUGCAGCUCCUGUUCAGUUACAACUCACACUGAACACAUGGGAGUAAGGUGAAGCUGCCCCAUAGACACUGAGCUAUGACCAGUUUAGUGUUUCUGCCCCCUAAUGGUGAAGGUUAGGUUUUGGAGAGGCUAAGCUGAUCCUAGAUCUGUGCCUACGGGUAACUUCUACACCAAAUCUGUUGAUGUUGAAUACUGUGUGAGAGAAUGAGGUAAAACGGUGUAUAUCUACACAUUGAGGGAUGUUUGUUAUGAACUGAAUGAGAAGGCAUUAUUGAUAUGUUUUUGAUUCUGGUCAUUUGUGUUCUGUCAAGGUUUGAGCAGGUCUGUUGUGUUAGACUGAUAUGUAGCAAAAUGGAUACAGAGAAACAGCUGAAAAUAAGCAGUGGUUUUAAGCUGUUUCUUUGACUUUGUACUGUAUGUUGUUAUUCUGUAUUUAUAAUGCAAGACUAUUAUACAUUUGCUUUAUUUAAUCAAACAUGUUGCUUGUUCAACUGGGUGCAGUGUCAGCACAAAACCAUAUGAGUGCAUAGUCUGGUAACAUGUUGCUUGUUCAACUGGGUGCAGUGUCAGCACAAAACCAUAUGAGUGCAUAGUCUGGUAACAUGUUGCUUGUUCAACUGGGUGCAGUGUCAGCACAAAACCAUAUGAGUGCAUAGUCUGGUAACAUGUUGCUUGUUCAACUGGGUGCAGUGUCAGCACAAAACCAUAUGAGUGCAUAGUCUGGUAACAUGUUAUUUGAAGGUCUACUUCUAAACUUAUGAUUGAUUGUUUAAUAUGUUUAACUAUGGUUAACAAGCAAAGGUUUAUAAGUACUUUGUAAGCAGAACUUUGAUUAAAAUGUUACCUUAUGUUA
Molecule: messenger RNA, 7318 nt
Organism: Oncorhynchus gorbuscha (pink salmon)
Lineage: Eukaryota; Metazoa; Chordata; Actinopteri; Salmoniformes; Salmonidae
Gene: kcnj14
Product: potassium inwardly rectifying channel subfamily J member 14
Exons: 4
Coding region: 4363-5919 (518 amino acids)
Biological process (GO): regulation of monoatomic ion transmembrane transport; potassium ion import across plasma membrane
Cellular component (GO): plasma membrane
Molecular function (GO): inward rectifier potassium channel activity
Source: RefSeq, a predicted model, not a curated record